UCACAAAUUUUAAUUAUUUCGCGCAGUGAGAUAAGCAUGUAUUUUUCUUGGAAGAAACGAAAUGUGCAAACAAAAAAUCAUAAAAUAAACGAAGAGAAUUAUUUUCCAUUACAACUUCUUCAUAUUGAACCAGAUCAUGGAAUUUUUGCACCAACUUCUAUUCAUUAUUUCACAGUAACUGCUGAUUAUACAAAUUUACAGCCAAAUUAUUAUUUUGCUGUUCUACAAUUAUAUGUAGAAGAUAUACCGAUCAAGGCGAUUCCAAAUGAAAUAAAAGUAAUAACUAAAAAAUGCACUACGAAACGGCGAAAAUGCAAGAAAUCCGUAGAUAUUUGGGUUGCCGAUGUUGAAAUUUGGUUGCAAUUCAUGAUGGAUGAUAAAAGUGAAAUUUAUCAAGAAACUGAAGAAAUAUCAAAAUAUAUCAUAAAAAAAUAA
Messenger RNA from Apis dorsata (giant honeybee), 435 nucleotides. RefSeq lists its product as uncharacterized. The transcript has 5 exons. NCBI's taxonomy places the organism in Eukaryota, Metazoa, Arthropoda, Insecta, Hymenoptera, Apidae. The record is from RefSeq and is a predicted model, not a curated record. Bases 37 to 435 code for a protein of 132 amino acids.